Messenger RNA from Ostertagia ostertagi, 969 nucleotides. NCBI's taxonomy places the organism in Eukaryota, Metazoa, Nematoda, Chromadorea, Rhabditida, Trichostrongylidae. The record is from the annotation of a GenBank genome assembly.
AUGCCAGCGCUCGACAACGAGAGAGCGAGAGAGGGAGGGCAAGGGACAUCCCUAAGCGGGUUGAUGAGAAGGGCUCAGUCAGCUCAUAAUGGUUGUAAUCCAGCUCAAAUUACACACUUCAGUACCAUGGAACCGGCUACUACUUUCAGUUCACUGGAUCUUGGAUCAAUUUCGGCUCAGCACAUCGCCAACACAACAACUGCUUCCAUUUCAUCUCCUGCACCUUUAACCCUUCCACUCGUGCAACCUCUACAAAUUGAUCCACAAUCUACAUCCACUGUUACCCCAUGUUCCCCACCCUUGAACUCCCCUCACUCAGUUUCUGCACAGGAUCCUGUGCUCCUUGGUUCUACCUUUCCAGGUUCACCUCGUGCGUCGUCUCCUUCGCAUGAUCCAGAGAAUGCAGACGAACAAGUGUUUCUUGGAGAAAGACAGGAACUACGCGGUCGUUCACCUUUUUUCGAGUGUACAAGACCAAAAACCACGAAGUUUAUCGCUGCUAUCAUUGCCGGAAGGAGCGCAGAAGACGAGGACUACGAAGAGCAGGAAGAGAACAUCAAGGUCGUUGGAAACGUGUUUUUGAGUGAUCCGUGCAGGAUGAGCCAUGAAUGUGAAGCAGGGAAAUAUACGGAAGAAAGAGGGAAUAGGCAUGUUUAUAAGGAACUACAAAAGGUUAGAAGUGAUCGAACAUUUGCCGAAAAGAAGCCACUGCAGAUAUAUCUUGACAUGGUGACAGCAACGCUUGAUGCAGACGAUGAAGAGAUGGAGGACAGCAUCAGAGCCGCAGUGCGUAGAUCUGGAUAUCAAGCUCGAAGACGAGUUAUAGCCAGAAGUGUGGGUGUGUGGGUGAACAGAUCAGUUAACAUGGAAUGUGUGCCACCGGAAUUUCGAACUCUCAGCGACGGCUCCCUCUUUUUACACCACCAGGAACCCGGGUUUCACAUUUAUUACUCCGUGGCGACAAUCCAG